Molecule: messenger RNA, 555 nt
Organism: Neocloeon triangulifer
Lineage: Eukaryota; Metazoa; Arthropoda; Insecta; Ephemeroptera; Baetidae
Product: zinc finger protein 593 homolog
Exons: 3
Coding region: 148-555 (135 amino acids)
Molecular function (GO): zinc ion binding; nucleic acid binding
Source: RefSeq, a predicted model, not a curated record
AUAUGUAGCAGGUAGCAACGCACGUGCACAAGAACUCGAAGAUUCUUUUUCUUGUCGGCUCCUUUGUUUAUGAAUAUUCAAAGCUCGUUUUUAAAAUCAGAUCUACAGGCCGAUGCCGCUGAAAAUACCCACUUCUGAACGUACGAUAUGACUUACAAGAGGAGGAAGUACCACAAGGGAGACACGCACUUGAAGAAAGGUUGGCGAACAAAACGGCGCACCAAAGAUUUGGAUGAGAUUGACGCUGAUUUACAACCAGAAAAGGCGGAUCAACUUCUGAACCAGGAAAUUGAUCUCGAUAAACCAGGAGAGGCACAGCAUUAUUGCCUUCAUUGCGCUCGAUAUUUCAUCACCGACAACGCUCUUCAAGACCACUUUCGCACAAAGGUGCACAAGAGGAGACUGAAAGCUCUGGAACUUGAGCCGUACAGCGUUGAGGAUUCGGAGAAAGCCGCCGGCUUUGGCAAUUUCCAGUUGCCGAAGCGCAGGAAAAUUGUGACCCAAGGUACUGAGACUGACGACGCUUCGAUGGUUUCAGAAGAAACUGCAGAAUAA